Nymphalis io (European peacock) is the source of this 1170-nucleotide messenger RNA. Its product is annotated as GATA zinc finger domain-containing protein 4-like. The transcript has 3 exons. The coding region runs from base 188 to 1087 and encodes 299 amino acids. The record is from RefSeq and is a predicted model, not a curated record. NCBI's taxonomy places the organism in Eukaryota, Metazoa, Arthropoda, Insecta, Lepidoptera, Nymphalidae.
GUGCGCGACUGUUAUGUUGACUCAUGUGUGGUAUAGUUUUUAUUGUGUUUUACGCAAUAUGGAAAUAUAGGCCGUAACAAACUCAGGUACUUACUUUUAUCCAUUAACAGAAUUAGUUUCGUAAUAAUAUGGGUCAUCAGCUCUAUAUAAGGACUUCCCUGUCAUUGUUAAGAAACUGACCAACGAAAUGGGUACUACAGAAUUAAUUAUUUUUGCCUUUGCAUUCGGCAUAAUCGGGGUCUGCCAAGGUCAAUAUUAUGGCAGAAUGCGAGGUUUGAAUUCUAUUCACAAAGACACUUGCACUUGCUCUUGUGAAGAUCUCGCCUCACUCAUAGCCUUGGCGCGGGCUUUGGAAGAUAAAGAAGUAACAUAUCAAUACCCAACACCACCACCACCACCACCACCAACAACAACAACAACAAAUCCGACCCCAUGCCUCAGCAACUUCGAAGAGCUAAUCAUGAAAUUAGUUAAUGCUUUGGUUUACACCGCCACGGAAACCACUAAAAAUUCCUGCCACUGUCCACGUUCUACAUCUGUCCCAGCGACACCUAACUCCAAUUCAUAUUAUUCAAAUUCUGAUGAAGGUUUAAUCAAUAUCGACGUUCUUAACUCAAAGAAGAAUAAUAAUGUACUCGACUUAGAUGUUGCUAAUCAAAAUGUUGUGGGCGUUGGACUUGGAGGAAACAAUUAUAACGGAGCUCCAUCAACAGGACCAAAACCGUCCGGCCAUAAUCCGACAGGCCAAAAUCCAAAGGGUCAACAACCAACAGGCGGCAAAUAUCAACCAACAAGCAAUACCCAUUCGGACGAGGGAUUAAUAAACUUAGACCUUCUUAAUCCCAAUAAAAAUAAUAAUGUGUUAGACUUGGACAUAGGCAAGCAAGAUGUACUUGGUGUGGGCUUAGGUGGAAACGGAGGUGGAGGUGCAGUUCCAAAUACUAAUAAUAAUAGCUAUACAAAUAACGCACCUAAUGCUGGAGAGGGCUUAAUUAAUGCAGACCUACUUAAUCCCAAAAAAGAAAAUAAUGUAUUGGAUUUGGAUGUAGGUAAACAAACUUUGGUGGGUGUGGGGCUUGGUAAUUGAAAUAAAUCUGAAUUAUUUGUACCUAAUGUAAGUAACUGAUCCUCGAACGAUUUUUCUUCUCUUAAAUAAAAGAAAUUAUUAAA